Cladophialophora immunda is the source of this 2003-nucleotide messenger RNA. RefSeq lists its product as uncharacterized. Gene Ontology annotation, molecular function: 2 iron, 2 sulfur cluster binding; iron ion binding. The record is from RefSeq and is a predicted model, not a curated record. Bases 454 to 1752 code for a protein of 432 amino acids. Lineage: Eukaryota; Fungi; Ascomycota; Eurotiomycetes; Chaetothyriales; Herpotrichiellaceae. The transcript is spliced from 3 exons.
UGUCGAUCGUCUUUGCCCUGACUGGAACAACGGUUGAAGAUAAGGGUUCUUCACACGCCUGGAAGCCGAUGUUGCGCGAAGCACUGCCAAUCUCAGUCAUGAAGUCCCUCCUCGCGAUGAAUUACCGGUCUCAGUCAUCACGCCGAUUUGUGCGCUCGCUAUGCUUUGAUUCUGUCGGCUGGCGAUUGGCUGCGUACAAUCCGAAAGCUGGGGAAACAACUUGUGGCUUCACGGGCCCUCUGCCACAUGCACAACAACAUACCUGGUACUUACUUCCUGAUACAUGACAGUGCUGGCAUGAAGGGGACAUAUACUUCUUGAUAUUGUUUACCUCUGCUGCCAUUGCUUAUAUAUUAAUGUCAGAUUUAUUGCUCCUUUAGAUUCCCCUACCUGUGCUGCUCAAAACCACCAUUCAAAACAUACUUCAGCAGCUCUGGUAGCCAAUAUCUCGUCAUGUUGACAGAGACACCUCGCAAUGGCACUACCAAUGGUGCGACCACUGGAGAUGCAAAAAGCGGUGUUCUCGAAGGUGUUUUUCCUGCGUCGUGGUACACCCAACCCGACUUCUACGACUUCGAGCGCCGGGCGAUUUUCUCGAAGCGAUGGUUGCUCACCACGCAUCAACUUCGUCUCAAAGAAAUGGGAAACUAUCUGAGGUUCGACAUGGCCGGCUUCAACUUCUUCUUGAUCAAGACCAAGUCAGGCGAGAUCAAGGCUUUCCACAAUAUCUGCCGCCACCGAGCGUACCCUCUCAUUGACAAAGACCAGCCUGACGAGGGGAAGAAGUCCAUCCUCAGCUGCGGCUACCAUGGCUGGUCAUUUGGUCUGGAUGGAACGUUGGCAAAGGCACCCAAGUUCGAAGAGACCGAAGGAUUCAACCGAGAGGACUACAGUCUCUUUUCCAUUCAUACUCACGUUGACAAGGUUGGAUUCGUAUGGAUCAACUUUGACUCUUCGCCAACCCCGACCCCGUGGGAGGAGCUGAAUGGGGGCACUGAUGAACAGGCCCGCCUGGCAGAUUUCCCACUCGACGAUUACGUUUAUCACCGGACAUGGACCACGAACGGCAAGUACAAUUGGAAGCUUGUUGGGGACAACUACAAUGAGUGCUACCAUUGCAAGGCAAGCCACCCGGGUAUCACAAAGAUCACCAACUUGGAUCGAUAUUCAGUAGAACCACACGCUGGCCGUUUCGAACACUUCCCUCCGAACAGAGACGACAUAAAGGCAGAAGACUUUGAGUACUUCGGCAACGGAGCGUUCACCUACAACUAUCCAAACUCUUCGGUCAAUUUGUCCACCCCUUACUUUUUCAUUAUGCGUGUCGUUCCUACCGGCCCCACAACUGUUACAACUGAGUAUCAGACCUUCCGGAAUCCAAAGUCGCCCAUGGAUGUCUUCCAGCGAGCGGCGGAUUUCUUCGAGGGCAUUGAAUUGGAGGACUACACAUUGAUGAACGGCGUCCAGCAGAGCUUGAAUUCGGGUGUGUAUGUGCAAGGCCCAUUGCACACUCGCCGCGAGGGAGGUGUUCUGUAUUUCAAGACGCUGAUCGAAGCCGACCUGAAGAAACAUAUGGCACUAGAGGCCGACAAAGGGCAUCAAGUCUGGCCAGCAAAGCGUAGCCAGCAGCUUCACCCCGCCGUGCUGAAGCAAGAACAAUUUUGUUCCGAUGUGUGCGCCUGCGCACAAAGACAGCAGAACCUGACGUCGAUCGGCGUGAGUAGCAACGAAACAGAGAUCAAGGCUUGGUAGGGUUCUAGGGAGACAUAUCUGUGGUAUCGGUGACGAGGUUGACAACACAAAGAGCUAGUUGACCACUACGUACCUCCAGGAUCUGAUCGAUGUAAGACUUCUGUGUCUUGAGCACGCGAUUAGUGGACAGCUUGACAUAGGAAUGUGGAAGCUCCCCUGCGAUAUCGCACUACGGGGUACGCUCCAGGAUGUGUGCUUCAUUAGGCAGGCUCAGUCGGAUAGGAUAUUAUAGCAUUCAAUGUCUUUCUUCC